Molecule: messenger RNA, 1011 nt
Organism: Actinia tenebrosa (Australian red waratah sea anemone)
Lineage: Eukaryota; Metazoa; Cnidaria; Anthozoa; Actiniaria; Actiniidae
Source: RefSeq, a predicted model, not a curated record
ACAAAUGUGUAUCAUACAGUCUGAUAGAUGGAUAUAGGGUUUCAGUCAAUGCUAUGGUAUCAUAUGACAUAUAGCAUGACACACAGGGGAGCAGUAAUUUGUGCUUCUGCUGAUAUACCUGCACUUAGAAAGCUCUGUGGCUUUAAAGGACACUCUGCACACAGAGGUUGUUCGAAAUGUUUUAAAUUUUUCCCAAGCMGUUUUACAGAAAAAACUGAUUAUUCUGGUUUCGACCGGCAAAAUUGGCCUCCCCGUGACAAUGUAAGCCAUCGUCGCCAUGCUGAGAAAGUAAGAACUGCUCAAACAAAAACCAAAUUUGAAAAGCUUGCAAAAGAAUAUGGUGUUUAUUAUAGUUCUCUUUUGAAAUUAGAAUAUUUUGAUGUGAUAAGGUACUCGGCCAUUGAUCCUAUGCACAAUUUGUUUUUGGGAACUGCAAAACAUAUGUUUAAACUAUGGCUAGCAAACGGUGUCUUAAAUCAACAACAACUUAAACUCCUAGAGGAAAAGAUCAAGUCCUUGGAUGUUUCAACUGGUUUUGGCAGAUUGCCCCACAAGAUAUCUUCCAAUUACGGUACUUAUACUGCAUCUCAAUGGAAAAACUGGACAUUAGUAUAUUCUGUUUAUGCCCUGAAUGGAAUCAUCCCAGCAGAUCAUCUUAGAUGCUGGCAAACAUUUGUUCUUGCUUGUCAAUACCUGGUUAAUCCAAUAAUUUGUACUGAUGAUGUACUAAAAGCUGAUUUAUUAUUUCUAAAGUUUGGAAAAGAAGUCCAGCAUCUGUAUGGAAAAAGCAGUAUUACCCCCAACAUGCAUCUCCACUGCCAUCUAAAAGAAUGCAUUAUAGAUUUUGGCCCUGCACAUGUGUUUUGGUGUUUUAGUUUCGAACGCUUUAAUGGUAUCCUUGGUGCAACACACUUGAAUGGGAUGGCUAUUGAAGUACAGAUGAUGCGAAAGCUUUUAGCAGGAAGGUAUAUGUGGAGUGUAGAGUUUCCAUAAGAGUUUAAGAGCCACUUU